ACAAUCAUGGCAGCAUCAGUAUUGGGCAAGCGCGCUCGUAAUGGCGCCGAUUCGGAAGGCCUGCCUGUGCGAACGGCGAGCAGACGCCGGACCGCGGCCCCUCGUGCUCGCAUUGAGGAUGCGCCCGCUACUAAGACGAUCCCUCGUACUCGAUCACGCGCCAAACUCGCACCAAAUGCCUCAGAUCAAGAGAAUGGUGAUCUUGUCAACGUCGCCGAGAAGACACUCUCGAAACACACAAUUCGGGAGGAGCAGGAUGGGUCACCGUCAAAGAUCAACGCGCAUUUCCGUACCUCAAAGCUAGUCAAGGAGGAAAUAACCCUUCCAGUUGAAUUCAAGACACCUCAAAAGGCUCGCUUUCGUGAUGCUUUGCAGGAUUCGCCUUCCACCCCGCGUCACCGAGUUCAGGUCGGCACAAAGGCAGUGACACCGAGAACUCCUCGUCAUGCCGACCUCCUUCCAACUCCGCGACAUAGUGCGACUCCAUCUACUGCGCAGACUGUGUACUCUCAAGCAAGGCAGCUGUUUGCCCGAGGAUCCAACGCAGGACGAUUGGUCGGCAGAGAUUCGGAACGAGAGAAAUUGACCACAUUUAUACAUGACUGUGUUAAAUCUCACCGAGGUGGCUGUCUUUAUAUCAGUGGGCCACCUGGGACGGGCAAGAGUGCAAUGGUCAACGAAGUGUGCCGGGACUUGGACUUGUCGACGGCGAAGGUCUCCCACGUCAAUUGUGUGAGCAUGCGUAAUGCGCGUGAUGUCUUUAGCAAACUUGUUCAGGACUUCGAUGAAGGGUCGGAUGUCUUCAAAAAGAGCGAAGCGGACCGGUUGAAGUCCAUAUUCUUGCCGUCGAAACCUAAUGGCCUGUACCUGGUUUCGCUUGACGAAAUGGACCACUUGCUUACAGGUGACGCGGAUGUUCUGCAAACCCUGUUCGAGUGGUCGCUGUCAAGCCAAUCGUCUCUGAUUUUGAUUGGUAUUGCCAAUGCCUUGGAUCUGACUGAUCGCUCUCUGCCUCAACUUAAAGCGAAGAACUUGAGACCGGUUCUCCUGCCGUUCCUACCAUACAACUCCUCAUCAAUUGCCGAAGUCAUUACAAACAGACUCCGGUCGUUAAUGCCUCCCGCUGCGAAAGAUAACGAUCCGAAAUUUGUUCCCUUUUUGCAACCAGCUGCUAUUCAGCUCUGUGCAAAGAAAGUUGCGUCGCAGACCGGCGACCUUCGAAAAGCAUUCGAACUCAUCAAACGGGCCAUUGACACUAUCGAGCAGGAGACUCAACAGAAGCUUGAAAAACAAAACUCCGAGUCCAACAGCGCAAUUCUGAUAGAAAACGCGAAUCUAUCAUCACCAACUAACAGUGCACAUGUCCCGCGGCCAUCAACAAUGUCAAGCUACACUGUUCUUACUGCGCCUCGAGCGAGUAUCGCUCAUAUUGCCCGCAUUACAAGCUCUGCAUUUGGUCAAGGCACAGUACAACGACUGAAAGGUCUCAAUUUGCAGCAGAAGGCGGCGAUUUGUGCAUUGGUAACACUAGAGCGAAGACGUCGCGAGGUCGACGUUAUGUGCACACCAUCCAGGUCUCGAGGCUCCGCGCCGACUGUCAAGCAGGCAUUUGACACAUACUGUGCUCUUUGCCGAAACGACAACAUUCUGCAUCCCUUGACAUCAACUGAGUUCAAAGAUGUAUUGAGUAAUCUCGAGACCAUGGGCCUUGUGGGGGAAUAUCAAGGUCGCGGUCAAGGCGGUACCCUAGGCGGCGGAUCGGCUGUUCGCCGCACUCCUUCCAAGUCAGGAAACAUUGUGUCGACGCCCCAUAGAGGCUUAGACGAGCAAGGUCUCGUCUGUUUCGUGUCCCAGUCUGAAAUCGAGAGUCAGAUCGUGGGUCCCGGAGAAGGAAUCCUGAGACGCCUGCUCCGUGGUGAGGGGCUCUGA
Messenger RNA from Penicillium diatomitis, 1929 nucleotides. Its product is annotated as AAA family ATPase CDC6. Gene Ontology annotation, molecular function: ATP hydrolysis activity; DNA replication origin binding. The record is from RefSeq and is a predicted model, not a curated record. Gene Ontology annotation, cellular component: nucleus. NCBI's taxonomy places the organism in Eukaryota, Fungi, Ascomycota, Eurotiomycetes, Eurotiales, Aspergillaceae. Gene Ontology annotation, biological process: cell division; mitotic DNA replication checkpoint signaling; DNA replication initiation. The transcript has 3 exons. The annotation marks the transcript as partial.